Molecule: messenger RNA, 828 nt
Organism: Dibothriocephalus latus
Lineage: Eukaryota; Metazoa; Platyhelminthes; Cestoda; Diphyllobothriidea; Diphyllobothriidae
Source: the annotation of a GenBank genome assembly
AUGGAAUAUGUGCCAUUCGAUGAAUUGGCGCUAAAGUGGGGGCUGUACUCGGAUCAAGUUAUCUGGACUGGGAGAUCAACCUUCACAGAUGUCGCAUACACUUUGGAAAACAUCACCAGAGAUGACAACCAGCCUGCACGAAUUUACUGGACUCCAGUUGGCUGCUAUCAGGAGGAAUUGACCGCAAUAAUUAUUCCUUACCGCAACCGAUUUGCUAAUCUCUCCGUCUUCCUCAACCAUAUGCAUCCAUUUUUGCGACACCAACGUCGACGGUACACAAUUUUCGUGAUCGAACAGGUCACACCAACGAUAUUUAACAGAGCUGCCUUAUUGAAUAUUGGAUUCAGAGAGGCCGUUAGAGCAGGCAAUUAUAGCUGCUUUAUUUUCCACGACGUCGAUCGCCUACCCGAGGAUGCCAGGAUGAUUUACGGAUGCGAGGAUCAACCACUUCAUAUGGCUGUACUGACUGAUGAGUUUAAUUACACAAUGCAUUACGAAGGCUUUCUUGGUGGAGCACUGGCGAUGACUCGAAUGCAAUUUGAGAAAGCUCGUGGAUUCGCAAAUACGUACUUUGGAUGGGGUGGCGAAGACGAUGAAAUGUAUAAUCGACUUAAGUUCUCCAACCAACCAUUUAUGAGACGCAACUACACAUUGUCCCGAUACAAGAGGCUGACUCGAUCUCGUCAAUAUUGGCAAAAGGAUACCUACCAAGAUAUCCAAUAUAGAAUUCAGCAGAGCGGAUUGAGAUACAAUGGACUUUACUACCAUUUCAAUGUCAGUAUUUUACACCCGACUGUGGAAUAUUCGAGAGCAAUAGGAUCUUCAUAA